AUGUCCGCAGCCGCCAACGGUUUGGACGUGAUCGCGCACGAGGACUGGACCUCGCGGCUGCGCGGCUUCUGGGACCUGAGCAUAGCUGAGGUGAUGCUCAGGCGCGGGGCCCAGGAGGAGCGCACGUCACGGGCGCGCGGCUUCUUUGGCAACGCCCUGGUGUGCUUGAAAAAGGCGUGCCAAUUUGAGUGGGCCAUGCUGAAGGGCAUCGCCCGCUGCGACUACGCCCCGCUGGCGAUGACGGUCAACGGCGUCAUCCUCGGCCGCAACAAGCGCACGAUGACGCGCGCCUUUGGCAGCGGCGCGCUGCAGUACCAGGCCAUCGUGGCCGUCAAGGGCGGCGCGCCGCUGGCCGCGAAGGCGGCCACCAAGGCGGCGGCCGCGGCCGUGCCGGUGCUGGCUACUGUUGGCAGCGACAUGAGCAAUUUGAGCUACAAGCUAGGCGUGCCGCCGGUGGCCUGCGCAUCCAGCGGCGCCAGCUACUCCAGCGAGGCCAGCGGCAGCCUGGGAGGCACCUCCCCUGUCUGA
Monoraphidium neglectum is the source of this 528-nucleotide messenger RNA. RefSeq lists its product as hypothetical. The record is from RefSeq and is a predicted model, not a curated record. NCBI's taxonomy places the organism in Eukaryota, Viridiplantae, Chlorophyta, Chlorophyceae, Sphaeropleales, Selenastraceae. The coding region runs from base 1 to 528 and encodes 175 amino acids. The transcript has 2 exons.